UCGAAAACUUUUCAAUGAGCAACAAACUGUCUUCAUAAGAAGGGGAGGCACAUUAUGAGUGGUGCGAUGAUCUUACAUGAACCCAAAAGAAGAAAAGAGACUAGGACUGUACUCAAACUUGAUUUUGAAAGAAACAUAUGAUCAAGUCAACUAAGAUUUUAUGUUUCAUUGUUUUUAGGAAAAAAAGGCUUUUGCAAAAAAAAAUGUCCUUAACGCGUAUGGUUGUUAAAGAGGGCACCGCCAGUAUUAAGAUCAAUAAUCAAAUUGCUAGAUACAUAAAAAGAUGUAAAAGAGUUAGACAUGGUGAUCCUCUAUCACCUACCUAUCCAAUUUUGUUGGUGACAGCUUGGCUAGAAUGUUUGUCAAAUGUCACGAAAACAAUGCUAAAUGGACUUGGUAAACAUAAUAUUCUCUUGAAACGAUGAUCUGGAAUGAUUUCUAGUCAGAUUUUUUGUGUAAUUUAUAUAAGUUUUGAUGAGUUGGAAUGAUUUAUGGCUGGAAUACACCACAAACUAACAAGGUGUAAAUAAUUUGGGAUUUUGUAAAGUCAGAUCCAACGGUGAGAACCCAACCGGCAUCAAGGGGCCUACUGGUCGGCGAGACAAAAUCCUGAGACGCUUAAACCCCAUGGCGCCACUGGCCCGUGUUCUCCACUGAUGGUGGACACCUCCACCUCCCCCCAUUCCGCCGCCGGCGGCGGCACCAUCAUCGACGACCUCCACGGCUUCCUCCGCCACCGUCUACGCACCCACUCCUCCGUCCUCUGCGCCCACGCCUUCCUCUUCCGCCGUGGCCUCCUCCUCGGCCACCCCGUCCCCGCCGGCCUCCUCCUCACCGCCUCCGCCUGCUCCGCCGCCUCGCCGCCCGCUCACAUCCUCCGCCUCCUUCGCCACCUACCUCCUCCCCUGCCGCUCUUCUCCCUCGAUGCUGCACUCCGCGCCCUAGGCCCUCGCAUCCCUUUCUCCGCCCUCCUCUCCCUCUUCGCGGCCCUCCUCCGCUCCCACCACCCGCUAUUCCCCGACCACUUCUCCUUCCCGCCUCUCCUCUCUGCUGCCGCCUCCUCCACCUCUCCGCGGCUCCACUUCCGCUCCGCGCUCGCUCUCCACGGGCAGCUCCUCCGCCGCGGCCUCCUCUUCUCUUCGCCGCCCCACGCCGCCAACGCCCUCUUCCACUUUUAUGCCACUGCCGGCGGCAUCUUGUCCGCCCGCUACCUGUUCGACGAAAUGCCAUUCAGGGACAUCGCGUCCUGCAACACCCUGAUGACGGCCUUAGCCAGAACACCCAGUGGCUUGGAUGCCGCACGCCAGGUUUUUGAGGGAAUGCACUUGAGAAAUGUGGUGUCAUGGAACGUCAUGAUUAACGGAUACGUCAAGGCGAAGCAGCCUGAGCAGGCACUGGAGGUGGUCCGGUGGAUGGCAGAGGUAGGAGUUAGGGGAACGGCAAUAACCAUGGUUGGGGCAGCCACAUCAUGUGCUAGGCUGGGGAGGUUGGGGGCUGGGAGGGAGGUGCACUGUGCGUUUUUGCGCCGUUUUGAGGAUGAUAACCUGUUGGUUUGGACUGCAUUGAUUGAUAUGUAUGGCAAGUGUCGGAGGGCUGGGAUUGCGAGGAAGGUGUUUGAUCAGCUCAGAAUGAGGAACCUGGUAUGCUGGAACGCGAUGAUCAUAGGGCACUGUGUGUAUGGUGAGCCUGUUGAUGGGAUCAAACUGUUCCAGCAUAUGAUUGCACUAGGGAAUGUGCAGCCAGAUGGAGUCACUUUCAUUGGUGUUCUCUGCGCCUGUGCCCGUUUAGGCCUCUUGGAGGAUGGAAAGGCAUAUUUUGAGCAGAUGAACACCACAUACAACUUCAAGCCGACAUUUUCGCACUACUGGUGCAUGGCUAAUCUGUAUGGGAGUGUUGGGCUUCUGGAAGAAGCCGAGGGCCUCUUACAGAAUAUACCAGAGGAUCUGAAGGCACGCGCAUUGGGUGGUUUGCUUGGGCUGUGUCGGUUCCGGAGGGAUUGGAGACUUGGGGAACGUAUAGCUCUCAGGUUGAUUGAGCUUGAACCAAGUAACAAUGCUCACUAUGCCCUGCUUUGCAAUGUGUACGCUGCUGCAGGGAGAUGGGAAGAAGUUCACAGGGUGAAGGCUAUCAUGAAAGAGAGAGAUGAGAGGUUCAGCCCUGGACAUCGUCUGGUAAACUUAAAUGAGAUUGUUGAUGAAUUCAAAAUUAGGGAGAGGCAACCUGAGAAUCAGGAGAUAUAUUUCAUCCUGGACGACUUGGUCUCAAAGCUGAAGCUUGAUUGCAAAGAAAAGGAGAAAAAUGAUUUUUGAAUAAAAUAACUCAAAUACACACCUGGGGAUCAUUUUGGUGCUGCACAGGUUUCGAAUGGGCAGCUUCAGGAGGUUAAGUUAGGUUGGGUAUGAAGUGGUGCAUCUUCAGAUGUGUCAUUUGUGCAGAACCACUCUCUGAUUAUGUAGUUGCUAAAAUGCUUGGCAUCAGUAGUUGGUAGUUGCCAAAAGUGACAAUUAUGGUACGGUUGAGAUGGACAGGAAGAACGAAGAAGUAACAAGCCAUGGGAAGCAAAGAUAACCUUUCUGUUAUUGCCCUCUAACACAAACUGAACAUUCUCUAACAAGAACACAAGUAUUUUCUGCAAAAGUUUUGGUCAAUUGAUACCUCAGUCCUUUUUCUAAAUGUGUCCGACUGUCCGUGCCUUGUACUAUCUUGUGCUUGGGAUCUGGCCUUGAGAAUAAGAUUGCAUAUUUGCGUGGAGGUAAUACUUGGGUUUUGACAGUAGCUAAGUUACCCUGGUAUAUGUCUUCAGGUAUUCAGCCUGUCAGGUACAAGUAUUUCUGAAGACCAUAGAUUAACACUUGAGUUAGACAAGUUGACCACUGUCCUCGCUGGCUUUGUUACUGGGAUGGUAGAACCGCUAGUUGACAUUCUUUGGUGGCUUAUCCUUUUAUCUUCUUCCUCACAAUGUGAUCUGGGGUGUGACUGUGAGUGUGUUAUAUGCUUUGAAGCACAAGAGAGACAAGUUUGACCUCAACUCAAGGAGAGCUGGCUCUUGCUCUGCAGUUCUUGGCUUCAAUCAAUGGUGUCACAGGCUCCAAAGCCUUUGACGGAGUUACAUAUGUUCCUUGAACUCUCUGGUCGGAUUUCUGAGAUCUUUUGAGUUUAUACCCUGAGAUCUGAGAACACUGAUAACUGGCAUCAGUUGGAAAUUUGUGUUCGUGGUGUUCUUCCUCAGCUGAUGAUAUGGCAUUUAGUUACUUUUUCUAUAAGAAAAUCUGAACUACUGUGGUGUCUUCCAUUGUCAUCAGUCAUAAGAAUUUAUAUCAUUUCAUGAACUGGACAUUGUAAUACCAUCACGAAAGUUAGUGUCAUUCCAGAGAAUGGUGGGAUUCUACAGCAAACCGGGAAGUUGUUCUGUCUCAUUAGGAGAGCAACAGAGGGUUGUGAUGGCUCAUUGUUUUUCCACCAUCCUAGCUCCCAAGUGUGGUAUCAUCGACGAGUGCCUCAAUGCAGGCUGCUAGUGUUGAUGUAGAAGAACAUUCAUCAUCUGUACAGGCCUGCAACUAACUAACAUGGCACGCCCGUGGUCACUUCUUCACAACAUACCCUAUACUGUUAGUCAAAACUGUAGGCUGCUCGGAACAAACUGGCGGCGGCGGCGAUAGCGGCUGCUGCUGGUGCUGACUGCUGAACAAUCAUCAUCCC
This is a messenger RNA of Zea mays, 3699 nucleotides long. Its product is annotated as pentatricopeptide repeat-containing protein At3g51320. The transcript is spliced from 5 exons. The record is from RefSeq and is a predicted model, not a curated record. Gene Ontology annotation, biological process: RNA modification. Gene Ontology annotation, molecular function: RNA binding; protein binding. Lineage: Eukaryota; Viridiplantae; Streptophyta; Magnoliopsida; Poales; Poaceae. Bases 657 to 2309 code for a protein of 550 amino acids.